AUGUCGGCUCUUUCAUCUCGGACUGGACGAGAUCGUCAACGUUACGACAGCAACUUCCGUCUCGUUUCUGGAUGCAUUCCGUAUAGGCUGAUUAAAGAGGAGGACACUGAACAAGAAGAUUCAAGUGUUGACUUUGUAAACAAACUUCAAGUUCUUAUGGUUUCAUCUCCUAAUCGCCAUGAUCUUGUCUUCCCUAAGGGAGGAUGGGAAGAUGAUGAGACAGUUCUUGAAGCUGCUUCUCGUGAAGCCAUGGAAGAAGCAGGAGUUAAAGGAAUACUUAGAGAAGUGCCUUUAGGAGUUUGGGAAUUUAGAAGCAAAAGUAGCUGUGUGGAGGAUGAAUGUUUUGGUGGAUGCAAAGGAUAUAUGUUUGCAUUAGAGGUAACCGAAGAACUCGAGGCUUGGCCAGAACGAGAGAACCGCGAGAGGAAAUGGUUGAAUGUUAAAGAAGCAUUGGAGUUGUGUCGGUACGAGUGGAUGAAAAGAGCACUUGAAGAGUUUUUGAGAGUAAUGGAAGAAGAAACAAGAUUGAGAACAGAGGAAGAGACAGUGCAUGAUUCUUCAAAGCUUGAAGAGUGUCAAAUAGAUCCAUGGUACUGUUUUGUAGUUAAUUAG
Messenger RNA from Arabis nemorensis, 612 nucleotides. Lineage: Eukaryota; Viridiplantae; Streptophyta; Magnoliopsida; Brassicales; Brassicaceae. The record is from the annotation of a GenBank genome assembly.